Molecule: messenger RNA, 1077 nt
Organism: Enterobius vermicularis (human pinworm)
Lineage: Eukaryota; Metazoa; Nematoda; Chromadorea; Rhabditida; Oxyuridae
Source: the annotation of a GenBank genome assembly
AUGAAAGUUACCGAUAUAAAUGCAUUUACAGUUAUUUCUUACAUAGCAAUCCUUUUUGCUGCAAUAUCUGUAUUAUCAGUUUCUAUGAGUAUAAUAUUAAUUCGUGCCUAUAUUACUGAUGCACGAUUAAAGUUUACUAAUGAACUUAAAUUUUGUCAGGUUAAUAAUAAAAAUACUCUUUUCUUCUACACGAGUUCAGUGAUGAUUGUUGGCAAGAGAAAAAAAGAAACAGCCGAUGAUAUCUGGUCAAGUGUAAAGAUGUUGGAGUACGCCAACUUCUUAAAAAAUCGGACUACACGCAAAGCAGGCUCUUGCGAUAUGUGUUGUACCGGUGGUUUGCCUGGUCUAAAAGGCCCUUCUGGAAGGCCGGGAAAACCGGGAAAACCAGGCGCACGAGGACCGCCGGGGAAACCUGGCAAAUCAUUUCUUGAACCUUGUCAUCCGGUUGUUCCACCACCUUGUCCACUAUGUCCACCUGGACCGUCUGGUCCGCCUGGUUUACCAGGCCCAAUGGGUGAUCCUGGGCCAAAUGGUCCCUCUGGUUUUGACGGACCGGCAGGACCUCCAGGUCCACCAGGAUUACAAGGAGAGCAGGGAUUACAAGGGCCUCAAGGACCUGAAGGUGAAAUGGGUGAACAUGGCGAAAACGCUGAGAACAGCCUAAUAAUGGAAAGGUUAAAAGAACCCGGUUCUGUAGAUCGGAUUUUUACAAUAAAUUACGGCAGUGAACGGUACUCCAAAGAAAAUCUCUUGCAGACAGAUUUUGAUCAAUUUUUUACAGUCAAGAAUCGACCAGCUAUUACUGAGGCAGCUUAUCAGCUUUAUGCAACGAAGUGGAUAUCUGUAAAUGGUCUUAAACAGAGGCAGUUAAAGGUCCAAUCGACCAACUUAUGGCAGGAACAGCCAGAGCUCCGGUUGAUCGGUACAGUGGUUAAUAUAGUAAUCAGUAUAAUGUGCGGUGUUUUUCAUUUUACACGUAAAUUUUUUGCCAUUAGCACUUCUAAACAGCUUUUGACUGUUACCGAAUAUGAAACAGAACAAAAAUCCUCUUCGUUUCCGUUCAAACGAAAAUUUUAA